This is a messenger RNA of Schistocerca cancellata (South American locust), 597 nucleotides long. RefSeq lists its product as uncharacterized. The record is from RefSeq and is a predicted model, not a curated record. The coding region runs from base 1 to 597 and encodes 198 amino acids. NCBI's taxonomy places the organism in Eukaryota, Metazoa, Arthropoda, Insecta, Orthoptera, Acrididae. The transcript has a single exon.
AUGUUCGGGUGGCGCGCUCGGACACCACUGUCUGAGUCACACAGGUCCCCUGCAAAUGUGGUUCAUGUCGGCCGCGUGUCGCUCCGCCCCCGCGCCUCUGCAGCUGCGUGUAACACGGCGCUCCUUGUAAGCUUAUUUUCCGACCGCUGUCCGCCCGGGUCCAAACAAGCCGCCAUCGGGAGCGACACGGUUGCGGCAGCGGGCGCGCCUUUCCCGAAUCGACACAUUCUGGCCGCCUCCGCCGCCGCCGCCGCCGCCGCCGCCGCCUCAGAGGUCGUCGACCGCCCCCGGGCUGGUCCUCCGGUCGGGGCAGCUGACGCCGCCGCGCCGCGCCGCCCGCUCCUGCGGCUCGUUAAUUUCCAGGGCGCCACACAUAAAAGGCGAUAUGCGGGGCCAUUAUUUUUUGCCCGCUCGGCCGGUAUUUAUUGGAGCAUUAGUUAUCGGCGUGUCGCGUGUAAUACGAACAGCGGCCAAACUAAUCAGGGCAGCGACCCGCUCUCGCAGCCCCGGGACGCGGCGCCGCUGCCGGCCCCGGCUGCUGCCGCUGCUGCCUCCGCGGCUGCUGCUGGUGCUCGCCGUGUCGUGUCGGGUUUCUGA